Messenger RNA from Oreochromis niloticus (Nile tilapia), 3331 nucleotides. It is a transcript of the gene nox4, whose product is annotated as NADPH oxidase 4. Gene Ontology annotation, molecular function: superoxide-generating NAD(P)H oxidase activity. The record is from RefSeq and is a predicted model, not a curated record. Gene Ontology annotation, biological process: superoxide anion generation; defense response. NCBI's taxonomy places the organism in Eukaryota, Metazoa, Chordata, Actinopteri, Cichliformes, Cichlidae. Gene Ontology annotation, cellular component: NADPH oxidase complex; plasma membrane. The coding region runs from base 434 to 2251 and encodes 605 amino acids. The transcript has 19 exons.
AGAGACUUCACGGGGAUACGCUGGUCUAUAGCGCCCUCUAGUGCCAGAAAGACGCAGCAAGGAGCGAUGAAUCGUAGUUUAUUGUUCUCCCCAAGUGUGUUUGUGGUUUCAAUGAGUUCGUCCUGUGUAUUUUUUUUAUAAAUUCACGAUGUUUUAGGGAAGCUGCUGUCUUAAUGUCCUUGCGUGUCGUUCAUGUGGGGAACUAGUGAGAGGGGCAAAGAGAGAAAGAGCUGUGGUGGCUAAAAAGUGAAAAUGCACUGUGAACGGAGGAGUUCCUGGGAGGUUGGACUGAGCAGGCACCGGCUGCUCUGUGGAUACUACAGUCUGGCACACAGACUGAGGCAGAGCUGCAGGGAGGACGAGUCUCUGAGAUCUUGACCGCACCGGAGCUUUGGUGAAAAGUUUGGGCAGCUGCUGAGCCCCUGAAGGCAUCAUGGUUGUGUCGGUGCGGAGCUGGGUCGCCAACGAAGGAGGGAAGCACUUCGUCCUGAUUCUGUGGCUGGGAGUUAAUACCUGGCUGUUCAUCAGCAGCUUCCUGCUCUACUUCACUGGACAGGAAUACCACUACCUCUACAAGAUGCUCGGGCUAGGGUUGUGCAUCAGCAGGGCGUCUGCAUCUGUGCUAAACCUGAACUGCAGCUUGGUGCUUUUGCCCAUGUGUCGCUCUCUGGUGACCUUUGUACGAGGAACACGGACGAUAUCAAGCAGAAAGACACGCAGACUGCUGGACAAGUGCAAGACCUUUCAUGUGGCCUGUGGCGUUGCCAUCUGCAUCUUUUCUGUUAUGCACGUUUCUGCCCACCUGGUUAAUGUUGUCAGAUUCAGUGUGAGAUACUCAGAUGACUUUCCGGCUCUCAAUUUGGCUCGCUACAGAGGAGAGGACCCCAUGCUGAUUAUUCUGACCACAAUCCCAGGAGUCACUGGUGUGCUGCUGGUCCUCAUCCUCUUCCUGAUGUUCAUAUCCUCCUCCUACUGUGUACGCAUGUCCAACUACGAGAUCUUCUGGUACACACACAACCUCUUCAUUGUUUUCUACGUCAUCCUGAUGAUGCACAUGGUUGGUGGAGCUCUAAAGUAUCAGACCAACGUAGAGGCACACCCCCCUGGUUGCUUCAGAGCCAACCAGAGCAGCACCGAGCAGCAGGGAGAUGAACUGGACACGAGUGAAGAAGAGGAGAGGCGAUGCAGCGAGGACGCUCACUUCCAGCCACAUUAUCCCCAGACGUGGCUGUGGGUGUCUGGUCCUCUCUGUCUCUACUGCGUGGAGCGUUUCUACCGCUACAUCCAGAGCCGUGACCCUGUUACCAUAGUGACAGUCAUCAGGCACCCUUGUGAUGUCGUGGAGUUGCGCAUGCUGAAAAAGAACUUCAAAGCUCGACCUGGACAGUAUAUUCUUCUUAACUGCCCAGGUGUCUCCUCAUUUGAGAACCAUCCCUUCACGCUCACAAUGUGUCCCACAGAGAACAAGGAAACUUUGGGCAUCCAUCUGCGAGUUGUGGGAGACUGGACUGAACGAUUCACACAGCUGCUGCUUCCUGAGCCAAGGAUAGACAUGGAGAUCCUUCCCAUGGCCCAACAGAGGAGAUACCCCAAAGUUUAUGUUGAUGGGCCAUUUGGAGGUCCAUCAGAAGAGGUAUUCAACUAUGAUGUCAGUCUUUGUGUUGCCGGCGGAAUAGGAGUCACCCCAUUCGCCUGUGUGCUGCGGGCGCUGCUUGAUGGCUGGAUGGGUUUCAGGUUGCAGAGGUUGUAUUUUGUGUGGGUCUGCAAGGAACUCCAGUCCUUUUACUGGUUCGCAGAGCUGCUGUGUGCUCUGCAUCACAAGCUCUGGAACGAAAACAGACCGGACUACUUUAAUGUGAAACUGUAUAUCAGUCAACCGGACAGCCUGCAGAUUUUAAGAACUCCACCCACUAGAGGGCGGUGCUUUACCGACAGAGAGAAGCUGCAGCGCAGUUUAAAGUGUAGCUGUUGGCACAUUACACUCAGAGCUCAACCGCAGCAUGUUUUCCAGACUGUUCCAUUAAAAGCAUGUCUGAGGAGAAGUACCGCCCACUCACAUCAAGGAUGCAGAUUGGUCGGCCCAGGUGGAAGUUACUUUUUGAUGAAAUUGGAAAAUCCAACAAACAUAAACGUGUUGGUGUUUUCUGCUGCGCACCGAAGGGCAUCUCCAGGACUCUCCACCGACUGUGCAACUCACCUCAAUACAGUGGAACAACAUUCGAAUUCAACAAAGAGUCGUUCAGCUGAUUAAACUUCAGAGCUGGUUCUACACUGUCAGGGCAUAUCAGUAGAAGUCAUCUACUUUGGGGUGGAUGGCUUCUCAUUCAAUCAUGGGAAAAGUUUUUAGUUAAAUUUUAGUUCUUACUACCUUUGGACAAUCAUGGUUGCUUGAAAACAACUCUUGGAUUUUCAUUUGAUAUAAAUACUGACUGUAAAGUCAAAUAAUGAUAGACUAUAUUUAUAUUCAAUCUCUGUACAUGGUUUUUAAAGGUCCGGCACAUCGAAACAGCCUGUUGAGAGCUUUAAAUAAGCUUCGACUUUGGUUUGUGAUCCAGUCAACAUGUGACAAAAGCUUGGAGUCUCCUUAAGCUGCUGUAUCAUCCCUGCCCUGUUGCACCCCUCUGUGGAGUACAAUUGCAUUCUCAUGUUGGAGUCGAGUGUGUGGAAAAAGGUGUGACUCAGCCCUAAAAUGCUCUCAACCACAAACACAACAAGACAUUAAACAUGAGGGAAUUCAUCUACAGACCAGCGACUGAAACAUCACUCAGGGAUGAGACAGUUUUUAUUUAGGAGUAAGCAAAUCAGCUGAUAAUCAAGGGAUUUAGUUUAGUGUCAACUUCCAGCCAGACUUUAUUUGACCUUUACUUGACUGCAGACUCACACCAGUCAGUCUUGAUCUUAUUACAGUAUUAAGAGACUUAAGAUCCAAGCCCCCACCUAGUUCUAAAUAUCCCAAAUAUAUGGAUAUCUUCUACAUCCAGAAUCAACUGGCCCAACAUUUGCUUUAUGAGCAUCUAAAAUAUACUGCUCACACAUUCUUAAGUCUUGCUUAUUACCAAGUUGUAAUCACCCUGGAUUUGUCGAUGAACGCUGACUAAAUGAUGAUUACAUUCUUCAAAUACAGUGCUUAACAAAUUUAUUAGACAUUAAACCACUAAAACUGAUUUCUCUGUUCGGGUAAUUAAGUGUAAUUUGGUAUCACACUCAAAAAAUAAUAAUAAUAAUCUACUUUUCUAUUUUUUCAUAGUUUUGUAAAGCGGUAAACUUGAAAAUGGAUAAUAACAAUAAAUAUAUUGUAGCAUUAAAGGUAUUUCUAGAGAACGUGUGCAUA